CACGUGGAAAGGCAGAGCGUGAGAUAAACAAAGCUCAGAACAAAGAGUUGCUAUAUUUGUUGGUUAACACACGAAUGAUUACCACAGGUAGGUGUGGUGAGCCAGUAAACUGAAACCAGGUGUGAGGGAGCAACAACAACAACAGAAAACAGCAAACAGAAUUAACAAAAGAACAAUAAUAUCAUGUUCUCCUUUUGUUUGAGUUCAGUUAUUAAAAUAAAUCAAACUUAAGUGACUAAAUCUAAUAAAAGAGUCACAAAUAUGGAUCUGACGGUCUGAGGCGAGCUCCAUAAACUCAAACCAGUCAGACCAGUCCUCUGUGUUGUCUGUGUCCACACGAGUGUUGGGACAGACCAACGUGAUGUUGGCAAAGUUUCACUUUUAUAACAGAAUGAAAUAAAAGAAGGUAAAACACACAAAAGAAGGAAUGGAACUCCUGCUUAUUGACUUGAGGAUGCAGCUUCAUGGGAAUCGGAUCAGAGUGGGAAUUUUCUUUGAAACGGGAUAAGGAAGUGGAGCGUUAGGCAGACGUGUGGCGCAAUAUCUCCACCUACCCGACCCCGGUCACAGCUGGGAGUAAAUAAAAGGUGAGCAGGGCUGCACCUACAGAGACUCAAACCCUGAAGGAUUCUCCAUUCAGAGGUUUUCUGUGAACCGUUGGGAUCGAUCUGGAGAAUCCAGAAGAAAAACGGGGAAUGCUGGAGCGCAUCAGCAGCUUCUUCCAUAAAAAAAAGAGCGACCGAAAGCGCGACUCGCAAGCCUCCGAGAGCAUAAGCUCGCCUGCAUCUCCCCUUUCCCCCCGUUUCUCCCAAUCCCAGCAGAAGGAUGGGAUCAGUGCGUUCGUUCAUUCCCUUAAAGGAAAAGGGGAGCUGACGGGGGAACGUUCUGCAGAAUCCCGGGACGAGCGUGGCGACUCUCUCAGUCAGAGCUCCAGCCCCGGCUCCUCCAGCGCCAUCUCCCUAACAACGGGUGAUCCCGAUUUCCCGUUUGCAGACAGCAACAGCAGUGGCAGGAGCAGCGUGAGGGAAGUGUGCAGAGUCCGCACGGCUGAACGCGAAAAGGAUGCUGGGAACGCAUCCCCCCCUAAUGCGGAGCUGGCGCCUGCUGCUCAACCAAAUAACUCCGAUUUAGACUUUACAAAAUCAGUCGUGGAGGAAGUAAGCAAGAGGCUGCAGGUUCAGCUGGAUGAGAACAUCCCGACUUCCAGUGAGGAAAUCCUUGUUACCCCGACAACCCCGAUGGCUCUUAACUCCCCCUUUCCCAAAACCGCAGACACUCCAAAGUCUUCCAACUUAACGUGUAUUCGGUUAGCAUCAAAGAAAACGGUGGUGCAGGUUGGAGAGAAAGGCCACAGCACUGAAUUAAAGGGAAUAACUUUAUCAUCCCAGUCUUCCGUGUCACACAGCAUCCCAGCUCAGCAAGGAAUACACCCUCCAGGUGCAGCGAGUCCAGGAGUUUCUCCCAGCAGCCUGUCUGCGCAGACCAGUCCGUCACCACCGAGAGAGCAGACUCCCAGAGGGGAUUCUCCUGUCCAGAUCCACAGAGCCAUCUGGGUGGAAACAUACCUGGGAGAGGACCAGGAAGGGGAGGGUGGGACGGAUCGGGUGAAACAAAAGGAGGAUGGCUCAAGAGCAGACUCUCCCCCUGUGCUGGCCAUACCUGUCACUGUAAUACCUGAGGAUGAUCCGGUAACGCCUGACCAAGGCCCCUCGGCCCCAUCGGACAGCUUCCUAUCUGCUGGCAGCGUGCCAGAGCCAGCUUUGGCAGACACUUCCGAGGAAUUUCACACAACCACGCUACAGCCGAAAGAGCCAGAUGCCGGCACAGUCUCACAGCCAGGUUCGAUUCAGGAGACGGGCACACUGAGUGAAAAAGUCGCGACACGCAGGACUGUGACUUCACCUCCGAAGAACAAAGUUUUUGCCCAGAAGGUGUUUAUUAACCCGGAGCGGAGUUUGGACGGAGGCGAGGAAUGCCGCGGAGCGCUGACCUCGACUGCAGCAGGGCUGAAAGCACCCGCCAGCCCCGCAGACGACAACGAUGUAGAUAUCAAAGACGUCAGUCUUGAACUUUCCACAACAACAGAUGUGACCUCGACGUUUGAAACCAACACUCCCGAACCCACAGCCAAAGAAAAAACGGACUCCGAGGCCUCAGACUUUGGGGAUCCCGCUGCACCUUCAGACAUGAACAGAGCAAAGCUACAAACGACGGUGUUUGGGGUAAAAAGUCAAGUUUCUUCUAAGCGGGGGUUUAAAGGAGCAGCAGAGAGUCCACAUACCACAGCUACUGGAACAAAGACCGCAUCCUCUGCUGCUGGAAGUAGCACCAGGAAUGUGUUAAGGAAGGCAAAGAUCUUUACGGAGGGCAGAAAAGCGGAAGCAUCCCGAGAUUUCCUACUGCAGCGGGAGCACAGCAGUGAGAAAUUAGUUCCUCUGUCUCCAGGCGCAAAGGAUCAGGGUAGCAGCAGUGCAACAAGCUCAAAAUCCAAAAUCCCCAAAAGAUCAGAUAGUGAUGUGAAAUCUCCAGUAACGCCAGAUAAAAUUCUACUUCCUGAUGUUCCAGGGUCAGCAGGCGCUUCCAAAGUGCAAAAACUACCCAGAUCCAAAGAAUCUGUGAAACCUCCCGCCAAACCUCUCAGGAAACCAAGUUUUGAGGAAGCUAAAGGUGGGAUUUCCAGUCCAGGGGUCACUUCUCCGACAAAAACCGUUUACAGGACGGGAAUAAAGCUCCUUAGGGAAAAGUCAGACGACAGCAUUAAGUCUGCGAGCCUAGUGAAUGGCUUGGAGAGGGAGCAUGAGCAGAAAGGCGUUAAGGCGGGGCAUCUGCCUGACAGGGAAAGCUCCGAUGUCAAACAACAGCAGCCGAACCACCUGGAGAGCAACGCUGUCUUAGCAUCCAAGAGUCGGUUACCCGUCUCAUUUGCACCCAAAAAAAAGAGCGAUGAUGCAACUCAGACCGGCAGUGCCAACUCUAAAAGCGUGUUGGCUAGCCAGACGGACCCGAACAAGGCCGAAGCACAGAACCACGGUCCAGAGCAGCAGGAAGCGACUCCUGAUGACGAGACUCGAGCUGCAGCUCCAGAGAGUCCCAAGAAAGGAACUGGAAGCAUGGCGUCAGUGAAACUAUCUAAAUACCUGCCAAGGAGAAGCGUUAGCCACGAAGAGAGCGAUACCCAGAUCUCUUUUUUCUCCUCAUCGCCCACCAAGCAGGAGAAGCCGGUCUUUGCGAGGCUCUCCAAGAUGAGCGAUGGAGUAAAAGCCCACCACAGAUGGCCCGUAAAGGAAUCGGCCGAGACCCCGUCAUCUGGGAGCAAGCUCCCCGCAAGAGGCCAGAGGAACGUCACCAAACUAAAGCCUGGUGCUCCUCAAGAGUCGGCCAAAUCUGAGGAUUUAAAUCACGGCACGUUUCCUGAGAGCGCCGCCAGAGCUAAAGCUGCUGUCGCGGCGAACAGGAAGAAGGACAGCGACAGCAGGUUCCGGGUCAGGUCUGCAGAGGAGCAGGGUAAAGUUACAGAUAAACAGUCUGGUGAGGCCAAAGUGAAAGAAAAAGAGGCCAAAGGCACACGAAGCGCCGCAGCUGGAGAGGUUCCCCUUCAAAAAAGUCUCACAACUAUUAGAGAUGCUGCUCAGGUCAAAGCUUCAGCAACUGCAGAGGCUGAGCUGCAGAUCGGUGAUGAGGACCGAGAAACGUCAUCCCAGUCACAGAUUACUGCUGUAAAUAACGCUGGGACCGACGGAGAAGAGCCAGGCGCCAAACAAACCACAGCGGAGUCUCGCAUUCAGAGAGAGAAAACACAGAAACAGGAAACACCAACCUCAACGACUUCCCCCACGCUCAGAGACAAAGAGACAUUCAAGAAGCUAACAAGGGACACAAACAUCAAAUUCAUCCAGCAGGAGGAGAACACUGCAGCUCCCGCCUUGGACGUAGCUCACGGGGAUGUUUCUGAUCCUUCAGCCACACCUGAGCUGGAUCACAACUUUCCCUCUGACACAACAACCCACUCUGGUCAGCAAUGGGUUUCACUAGCUGAGGAAAGAAGAAAAGACCUCCCUGCUCCAUCUGAAGACGAGUGUCAUCAAGCAAAACAGGUCCCUUCUGUCUCAGAGAGCUCGAGUGUUGCUAAACGAGCCCAAGCAGGAGCCGAGGAUCCAACCAGCCAUGAAAACGAGUCCCACGCGUUGCUGCUGGCUGCAGCUAAACCGUCUGACACGGAAAAGAAAAGUAGUGAGGACGUCGGCUGGAAGCCAGCGGAGGCUGUGGACGUUCAAACAGAGACCGUGGCUGUUUGUGAAUUACCCAAGAAUGUAGAAAAUCAGUUGGACAAAGAGGCUCUUUUAAAGGAAGCUGUACGUAGGAAGAGUGACUCAAAAGCAGAUGAGUCGCUUAAUGAAGCAGCAGUAGAAAACACUGAGUCACACAUCAGUUACACGGAGAAGCUCAAAGGAAAAACGAUGGAGGGUGAAGCAGCAGCAGGAAGAUCUACAAAGUCAAGCAAACCAACUGGUCUGUCACCGCAGGAGAAGCGCUUCCAGCCUGAAGCUAAAGAGGAACCGCAGAUGGUGGCCACAAAGAGCUCUGAAGGAAGGAGGACGGAUGCCGAACCAGCUGCAGCCAGUCUGGCUGAUGCAAGGCGGCGUGUUUUACAAGAACCUGCAGAGACAGGUGGUAAGAAGACUGCAGCAUGGGAGCAGCAAAGGAAGGCGCCGUUAGGAAAAGCUGGGCUUAAAACCAGGAGCGAAGGUGUCAGUGAUACGGGACGGAGUCUGGACUACAAAGAUGGAGGCACACAAAGACCAAUUACAGGAGAGGCUGGAUUUGAAGAGGUCGUUAAAAACAGAGAGAAGAUAACUGAUGCAUCAACAGAGUAUAAAUGUCCGAGUGUCAACCAAGAAGAGAACCUAAACUCAACUCUAGAUCUGAAGUCCUUCAGGACCGAGGUGCAGACCGCUGCAGGAGUUAAAGAUGCUUUACGGAUGAAAGGUUUGGAGACCAAGACAGAGCCCCAGACUGGGAUCCAGGUAGACCAGAGGUCCAUGAUUGAUGCACACCCAGGUGGGGACAGAAUAAAUCAAGCUGUGGGCGUGAACCGUGAAUCAGAUCAGAAAUCAGAGGUUUUAAAAACUGAAGAAGAAGGGACAGCAGGACCUCAGGAGAUGGUCACAGCUCCCAGAUUUAACAGUGUGAGCUCGGAUGAGUACGGAGAUAAAAAAGCAACCGAUGCUGUGAAGUCUUCAGAGGGUUUGGUGUCUGAAGCUUUAACUGCUGUCAGCGAUGACGGUAAGCUGCAAGUUCAGAUGAACAUACGUGUUGAUGAGCAUGAUGGGACAAGAGCCGAUCACGCCAAAUCUACAAUAAACCAAAAGUUAAGAACAGAAGCUCAAGAGAAGGACGAGGAGAGUCCAAUUCAAAGGAUAAAGGUUCCAGCCAUCAAGGAUCAAAGUGCUGAAGGAGCCAAAGACAACUCGGUGGACGUUUGGGUGGAAGAGCCAAGAACUGCAGAUGUUACUAAUGAAAGGAAAAUCUCCUCAGACCAAAGGUCUGAAGACACUCUGGCACCAGAGAACCAGGUGAGCACCCACAGUGAAGGUCCUAAAGGAAGAGCUGAUUCACCUGUAGAGAGUUUGGUGCAGAAGACAGCACCUCCAGCUGAUACUGGUACAGUUAGAGCCCAGCAGGUCCAGAAGCCCGCAUCUGCUCAAGAACAGGAUGUAGGCACGGCGGAACCAAAGAUGGACAAAUGGGGAAAAACUGAACUUCAAUGUCAUAAACUGGAACCAGAACCACAGACCGUUGGUGUUGAAGCUCAACAGGAGACAACCGUGGAUUCUCAGGUUUCUAACGCUGCACCUUCAGACAACAAAGCAACCAACGCGAAGAGCAAAGUCAAACCUUUAUCUGACCAGAGUUUGGUGCACGAGACAGCAGCUCCCGUUGGUGUUAGUACAGUCGGUGACCAGCAGGUCCAGAAGACCUCAUCUCUAACAGAACAAGAGGCAGACUAUGUGGAACCAAAGAAGGGCCAGUUAAAAGCUGGACUUCUGGAUCAUAAAUCAGAACAAAAGUUUGGUGCUAACGUUAGACAACGGACAGCAGCAGGUUCCACAGUUCCUGCAUCUCUACGCUCUCAUGACGAAGGAACCAAAGUCACGGAUUUAUCUGAAGAGAGGGUGGCAAAUGAGACAGCCUCUUCAGUCACCGACCAACAGGUCCAGAAAGCUACAUCUGUUAAAGAACGAGAUGCAGACCCAGUGAAACCAACCAUGGACCAGUCAAAAGCUGAGCUACUACGUCAUAAAUCAGAGCAAGAGCCGCAGGCUGUUGGUGCUGAACUUCAACUGGAAAAGGCCGUGGAUGGCCAAGUUCCUUCGUCUGUGCCUUCAUCCAGCAAAGAAACCAAAGUCAAGGAUUUAUCUGUAGACGGUUUGGUGAUCACGACAGCGGCUCCGGUUGAUGCUAGUACUGACCAACAGGUCCAGAAGCCCUCAUCUGUUCAAGAACCAGAUGCAGACACGGUGCCACCAAAGUUAGCACAGUCUGAACUGGCCAGGUGCAAACUGGAACAAGAACCUCAGACAUUUGGUGCUGAAGUUCAACAGGAGACAACAGUGGAUUCCCAAGUUCCCGCAUCUGUGUGUUCAGAUAACAAAGGAACCAAAGUCCAAGAAUCACCUGAAGAGAGUUUAGUUCACAAGACCGCAGCUAUAGAUCCCAUUAGUGAGGCCACCAAUGGACAUGACCUUGUUUCUGUAACCGGCAGACGUCACGAUGCAGAGAAACCAAAACCAACAGAACAAUCUACACGUUCUAAUGUCGACCAAACACUCCGACUGGAUCCUUCAGCAGCAGAAACUAAAGAGGAGAAAACUGGAAAUCAUGCCCAAGAGAAAACCGUUACCACCGUCACGGCUCAGAGCGCCGAAGAAACCAAAGACAACCAGGAAACAAAGAAGACACCAACGGACAGUCUGGUGCAGCAGUCAGCUAGUAAAGUUCAGCUCGUUGGUCAUGGAGACCAUGAAAGGAACACAAUAAAAACAGACCAGGACACGCCAGCAGAGUCCGAAACAGAAACCAUGGAAAUCAAAACCCCAGAAAUGACUAGAUUAGGUCAAAUUACAGAGCAACUAAUCACAAUCUCUGCAGGUCCGAGUGCUGAAGGAGCUAGAGACCACUCAGUACCGAAGGGUGGGUUAACAACAAAUACUUCUUUCAGAGCUGGACGUAAUCAAGAUCCAAAUAUAAAAACCUCCGUAGAUGAAAAUGUAAACAUGACUAAACCAGACCAAGUCAAACCAGCAGAAUCUGAAUGUGAAAGCCAAACAUUAGAACAAGAGAUGGAGAUUAUAAGGUAUGAAAUUAAAAAGAAGACCACAGAAGCACGGCAUGUGGGUGUAAUCCAAAGCCCCGGUCAUUCUGAAGGUCCCAAAGUAUCGACUGGUGUCAAAAACGUAUCUUCAGGGGGUGUCGUGGAUGGAACGGCACCUAAAGAGGAGGUUCAGAGGUCCAACGUGACUGGAGAGACCGAUGUGGACAUAAUGGAACCAGACCAAGAAAAACCAGCAGAAUCUGAAUAUGAAAAUCAAAAAUCAGAUCAAGAGACAGAAAUUAUAAGAUUUGAAAUUAAAAAGAAGACAACAGAAACACAGCAUGUGGGUGUGUUUAAAAGCCCUGCAAGUGCUCGCACUGAAGGUGCAAAAGAGAUGACUGAAGUCAAGGAUUCAUCUUCAGAAGGUUUAGUGGGUGAAGCAGCACCUACAGAGAAGGUCCAGAGGUCCAAAAUCAUUGGAGAGCAACAUGUGGUCAAAACUAAACCAGACCGAGACGCACUGGCAGGACCUAACUAUCCAGAUGCAGACCAGACAGAAACAUCUGGAACAGUCGUAGUAGGAUCCUCAGAGGGUGCAAAAGAGGCACAUAUCCAAGAGCGGAAAGCCAAAAGUCACGGCGUCAAAGAUUCUGAAGAGAAAACUAAAAGCGAACCAUCUCCAGUAGGUAGUUUGGUGUAUGGUGCUGCAGAACACAUUUACCCAAAGAGCCAGAUGUCUUCAGCUGUCCAAAGAGAUGCUGUGGACAUUAAAACACUCGUGAGAACUUCUGAUUUCAAAGCUCCUGAUGCUAAACUAGAACACGAACCAACGGCAGUUCAAGAGAAGUCAAGGGGUGAUGCCAAAUUAGCUCAACCUGAAACUGCAGCUAAACAAGAUGUACCAGACACGAAUGUUGUAGCAGCCCAAGCAGAAGCGCUCGCAGCUGGUUCUGUUGGAUUUCCCCGGAGCACUGAUUUUCAGAGGAACGACGAGGCGGCUACAGGGACGACUGCGACUCAUCCUGGAUUACAAAAGACAACGUUUAAUGAAAGCAUGUCUCUUUGUGGCCCAAAGAAACAACCCGCUCUACUUCAAAGCCUCCAGCCCAACACGGAGUCUCCGUCUACCUGGCUGGAUGUAGAACACCGCCAGAAAAAGAAAAAGGAGCGUAGAAGAAAAAGGGAUCCGUCAUCUCCUGCCAGCGAAGAUGAAUCCCUAGAGCCGGAUGACAUUGACCAGUUUCUAAGGAGUGUGAAGACGGGUGGAAUUCCUUUUUCAUUGCCCCCAAAAAAGCAUGUUCGCAAAAAGUCCCCAACUCCACCUUUUGCCAUGCCCGCCAUCAAGGAGGAUCAUUUCGAACGGACGUUUGAUCCUGAGGAAUUUAAAUUCGGCUUAAGGAAAAAGGACACGCGUUUGGAUGCUUCUCCGGGUCUUCUGAUUAAACAAAAGGCAGCUGACCGGGAAGGCCGAAGCUUGGAAAAGAAAAACACCUCAGCAGAUGAAGCUAAAGCGCUUAAGGUGGGCGGGGUCAAAGAGGAGGCCCGAGGUGAAGCCGUUCAAGUCGAGGGGGAAAACAACGAGCCCGGGAAGAUGACGUCAAGACUUGGAAGGAUGUCCAUCCUCUCUAGUUUGCUAAGCUCCCCUCGCACCUCCAGGAAGAGCAAAGAGGAAGUUCCCUCUGUCUCGAGCAGCACGGCGUCUUCCAGCCAGCAGCAAGACGUUCCCUCUCUCAGGCAGGUGGGGGUUCGUGACUUGCCUCUGCCAGCAGCCACGGCUGAUAACGGGGGAGUCAAAGUCACUGAUCAAGGCUCGAUUAUGGGAGGUGGUACAGACACAGUAAGCGAGUCAGCAGUUAGCCCCUCCCCUCCGCCUUCUCUGCCUGCAUUCUCAGACAUGAAGCUGACUGAUCACGCAGAGGAAUACCUCAAGAAGGAAAACGGAGUAUCUGAGGCCUCCCAAGACGCUUUUCAGGCGCCUGAGCUGAAAUCUGCUACUAUGGAACAGAAGUUGGUAACAGAAGCCUCUUCUGUGGAUGUGAGGCAGAAGGAGCCUGCAGAGUUGUCUCCUAGCACCAGCAACAGUCAGCAGAUCACUCACAGCGGGCUUUCUACUGCUAAACCGAAGACCCCUGCUGUAAGAGGGUUCCACAAAAGACCCGGAAAGAUCGUAAUACACGAGCAUGCUCAGUUUGGAGGGGAGGCGUACGAGAUCUACUCUGACGUAGAAGAUUCCUCCACAAUGAAGCUGUCUCCAGUAAUAUCAGUCAAAGUCAUCCGAGGAUGCUGGCUUCUGUAUGAAAAAGCAGGCUUUCAGGGCCGGACCAUCGCCCUGGAAGAAGGUCCGACUGAGCAGAUAGUGAACAUGUGGACCGAGGAGGGAACUCCAGAGACCUUAGACGAAAUGGGUCGGCCUGUUCUGACGUCGCCGCCGCUGGUCAUAGGUUCACUCCGACUAGCAGUCAGAGAUUACAGUUCACCUCAAAUUGAUCUGUACGCUGAGGUGAAUGGGAUGGGGAUGAUGUCAUCAUACUGCGACGACGCCGUAGAGCUGGGCUCCUACGGGAUCCCUCGGACCACGGGCUCCAUCAAGGUUCACUCUGGAGUCUGGCUGGUGUUCUCCGAUCCUGGAUAUGAAGGACUGCUCGGUGUUCUGGAGGUGGGAGAGUACCCCUGUCCGGAGAGCUGGGGGUUCCCUGAGCCUUUCGUCGGCUCCCUCAGACCCCUCAGGAUGGGAGCUUUAAGGGUGGAAAACCUGUCUGACGUUAAGGCUCUCGUGUUUGAGAAGCCCAACUUUGAAGGAGAGUGUUUAGAGCUGGAAGGGGAUGCCUGCAACCUGCUAGAGCAGGACGUGAGGAGGACUAAACUUUCUGCAGUGGGCUCUAUAAAGAUUCUGGGUGGCCUCUGGGCCGGAUACCUGGAGGCAGACUUUGAAGGGCAGCAGUACGUCCUGGAGGAGGGGGAGUAUCCCCACUUCAGUGAGUGGGGAGGUUCUGAAGAUGGACUCCAGUCGCUACGACCCGUUGUUGGAGAUUUCCAGUCCCCCCACAUUAAACUGUUUGGCGACCUGGACUUUAAUGAGCUGAGGGUCAACGCCGACCUGCUCGGGCCGGUUGUCGACAUGGAGGCAAUCGGCCACAGCCCCAGAACCAAGUCCAUCAACGUCACUGGGGGGGUCUGGGUGGCGUUUGAAGAGCCUGGGUUCAGCGGAGAGCUUUACGUUCUGGAGAAAGGCAUGUAUGCAAAACCCGAGGACUGGGGAGCUCAGAACAUAAAGAUCUCAUCCCUGCAGCCCGUCUUUCACGAUCUGCUAACAGGAGCAACAAAGUUCAAGGUCCACUUGUACUCUGAACCUGACUUUCAGGGAAGGCUGCUGGUCCUGGAGGACAGCUCACCAGCUCUGGGCGAAGAUUUCUCACCCAAGUCCUGUAAAGUUCUGACGGGCAGCUGGGUGGCGUUCGAGGGAGACAACUUCACAGAGAACAUGUAUGUUCUGGAGGAAGGAGCGUACCCCAGCGCAGAAGCUAUGGGCCUCCCGUCAUCGGACUCCAGCAUUCGAUCCAUGCAGCCCAGCGGACAUGAGUUCUCUCUGCCCUCCAUCACUGUGUUCAGCAAACAGGGCUGCAGAGGCCGCAGGACAGUGUUGACCAGAGGGACCGUCAACCUGCCUCAGACAGGCAUGGAUGCUCACGUGCGCUCCCUGGUGGUGGAGGGAGGAAUGUGGGUGGUGUAUGAAGAUAACAACUACAGAGGUCGGCAGCUGCUUCUCCAACCGGGUGAAGUAGGAGAUUUGUGGGAAUACGGCGGCUUUCAGCGAAUAGGAUCCCUUCGUCCGUUAGCGCAGAAACCGACGUACUUCCAUCUGCGGAAUAAAGAGACGGGAUAUGCGAUGUCUCUGACGGGAGCGCUGGAUGACAUCAAGCUGAUGAGAGUCCAGGUGGUGGAGGAGACGGGAGGAGAAGAGCAGAUCUGGCUCUACCAGAACGGUCGGAUCUCAUGCAAGGUGGUGGAGGACUGCUACCUGGAGACGGCGGGCAACGUGGUGAUGGCAGGAAGCCGGCUUUGUGUGUCUCCCGAACAAGGCAAAGACAACCAGCUGUGGAGCAUCACUCAGGACGGUUUGGUGCGCUCCCACCUCAACCCUGAUCUGAUCCUGGAGGUCAAAGGUGGUCAUCAGUUUGACAGAAACCAGGUGAUCCUAAACAACUUUGAUGAACACAAACUGAGCCAGAGAUGGACGUUAGAGAUCCUGUGACCCGAUGAAGAUCAGCUGCUUUGUGAUUCCCAUAAUGCACCUCUGGCAGGAAACUGAGCCCUGUGAUGCCCCUUUAUGUUGUGGAUUUCAACUACUUGUUCUUGUGUAGGAAUGUGAUUUUAUGUCAUUUAACUUUCAUUUUUUAGGACAAACGAAUAACAUAAGAUGUUGCCUUUUUGGCCUUUUGACUGUUCAACACCAAAGACUGUCAGUAAAGCUCGGCCCUGUUUCAGUGCUGCACUUUUCUUUACACUACGGUACUUUUACCACAGAAUCCCACUGCUGCCCGUUUUCUCAUUCAUGUGUAAACAGCGUCACUUCUUACCAAUGCAAAUGUGUAUUUCUGCUUUUAGUAGACCAGAAAUGAUCUGUUGUAAAGUUUUGAUAUAUUUGUAGGACUUUUAUAGGUUGUAAGACCAACUGUGGUUUUCAUUCAGAUGUACAGAUUUAGCUGAAAACAGCGCUGCAAAACUCUUCUGCUGAAUGUAAAUAUCAGGGAAAACAGUUGAAACCAUAAACUGUUUCAUCAAAAUAAAGAAGUGAUUUCA
Messenger RNA from Nothobranchius furzeri (turquoise killifish), 12112 nucleotides. The record is from RefSeq and is a predicted model, not a curated record. Lineage: Eukaryota; Metazoa; Chordata; Actinopteri; Cyprinodontiformes; Nothobranchiidae.